UCGCCCCCGCCUCAUCCCGUGCUCCCCCUCCCCGUUCCCCAACCCGACCAGGCUGUGCGCUCCAAUAAACGCGCCCCGCAGCGAGACGCGACAAACCCCGAGGGGGCAGCGGCGAGAGCGAGACGCCACCACCACCACCCCGACCCCCGGUAACGAACUCCACCUCCCGCGCCCGCGGACCAGCGCCAUGCGCCCGAGCGGCCUCCCCACCCAGCCGCCGCAGCAGCCCGGCACGCCGGGCCGCGCUCGCCGCCGCCCGGAUCUCACCCUCCCCAUGCCCCAGCGCGAGGUCGCCACCUCCCUCGCCGUCCCGCUCCCGCUCCCGCCCCCUUCCUCCUCCGCCCCCGCCGCGGGGGCGGCGCCGGCGCAGCAGCAGCAGCAGCCGCCCCCGCUCGCGGAGCUGGAGCGCGUCCGCCGCGUCGGCAGCGGCGCCGGCGGGACCGUCUGGCUGGUGCGCCACCGCGGGUCCGGCCGGCCCUACGCGCUCAAGGUGCUCUACGGGAACCACGACGACGCGGUGCGGCGCCAGAUCGCGCGCGAGAUCGCGAUCCUCCGCGCCGCGGACCACCCCUCCGUGGUGCGCUGCCACGGCAUGUACGAGCGCGGCGGGGAGCUCCAGAUCCUGCUCGAGUACAUGGACGGCGGCUCCCUCGACGGCCGCCGCAUCGCUGCCGAGCCCUUCCUCGCCGACGUCGCGCGCCAGGUGCUCUCCGGGAUCGCCUACCUCCACCGCCGCCACAUCGUGCACCGCGACAUCAAGCCCUCCAACCUCCUCAUCGACGCCGCGCGGCGCGUCAAGAUCGCCGACUUCGGCGUCGGGCGGAUCCUCAACCAGACCAUGGACCCCUGCAACUCCUCCGUCGGCACCAUCGCCUACAUGAGCCCCGAGCGGAUCAACACCGACCUCAACGACGGCAACUACGACGGCUACGCCGGCGACAUCUGGAGCUUUGGACUCAGCAUUCUCGAGUUCUACCUCGGCAGGUUCCCCUUCGGGGAGAACCUCGGCAAGCAGGGGGACUGGGCCGCGCUCAUGGUCGCCAUCUGCUACUCCGAUCCGCCGGAGCCGCCGCCCACCGCCUCGCCCGAGUUCAGGGGAUUCAUCAGCUGCUGCCUGCAGAAGAACCCGGCCAAGAGGCUCACGGCCGCCCAGCUGCUGCAGCACCCGUUUGUCGCCGGGCCACAGCCACAGCCCCUUGCUCCUCCUCCCCCGUCAUGACCACCAUUUCGGAUUGGAACUGCUAUGGAUCUCAAUUCGGCCUUGGCUGCAGGCAGUGGCGACUCUGAUCCGUCAUCAUGUCAGGUGUAUCCUUGCUUGGUUGGACAGAACCGAGGUGUGAGGGGAAUUCACUCUGCAUCUUGGGAAUCUCCACGGUGCCAAUUUGGAUGUUCAAUCCGUCAUCCCAUCGUCCUCAUCCGUUACUGCUGCUGUUCCCGCAUUUAAGGUCACUUGUUGAUGUUCUUCAAGCCAUUUUUGAGUGUUCUGUCCAUCAGUCAUCAUCCUCAACCAGCUCCUCACUGUAAAUUAAGGUUCUUUCCCCCUUUCCGUUCUUUGAUGUUCCUUACUUCCAGCGAUGAUAGCAUAACGAGAGAGGAAAAAAUGUGUGUAAAAAUGAUUUUGUAAAAGAUCAUAUGUCAAGUACAGACAGGUCCACUUCAUAGCCAAUUUCCAUUGUUCUAAAAAGGUUUGGUUAGAAACUUCAACUUCUUUUUUUUUCUCCUCUUCUCCAUGUAGCAGAUCUGGCAAUUGUGCUCGCAUCUCUUUGCGAUAUUUUUGGUGUAUUAGUGGGUGAUGAUUGAACACAUGACGACGAUAACAGUGCUGCGCCUUUGCUGCGCCCCUUGAUAGGUUCUUGGAUUCCUUUAUCGGGAUAUAUGAUUGCUUAGAGAGAAUCUUGAAGUGCGAAUAAAAACUAGCUUUGUUCUA
Messenger RNA from Panicum virgatum (switchgrass), 1927 nucleotides. RefSeq names its product mitogen-activated protein kinase kinase 5-like. Gene Ontology annotation, molecular function: protein serine/threonine kinase activity; ATP binding. NCBI's taxonomy places the organism in Eukaryota, Viridiplantae, Streptophyta, Magnoliopsida, Poales, Poaceae. The transcript has a single exon. Gene Ontology annotation, cellular component: cytoplasm. Gene Ontology annotation, biological process: protein phosphorylation. Bases 188 to 1219 code for a protein of 343 amino acids. The record is from RefSeq and is a predicted model, not a curated record.